This is a messenger RNA of Psylliodes chrysocephalus, 4137 nucleotides long. The record is from the annotation of a GenBank genome assembly. NCBI's taxonomy places the organism in Eukaryota, Metazoa, Arthropoda, Insecta, Coleoptera, Chrysomelidae.
CUUGAAACUACAUUUUUAAAUUAUUCUUCUAGUAGCAAUAAAGAUACUUGUGUAUGAUAAAUUUUUGUCAGCGCAGUUUAUUUUUAACUGCAUUCCUAAUUAAAUAACAGAAUGUAAAAACGUUAGUUAUCAUCUAAAAUAAUUUUUUUUGAAGAAUUUAGAACGUUAAAAGUUUGUGAGAUAGUGUUUGUUGUGAUCUAAAAGAUGACUGUUACAACUAAGGCAAUAGAAACAGUGGAGCUGCACAUUGAUCGGAAUUAUUUUCAAAUUUUAUCCAUAUUUUCCGGUUGCCUGAUAUCCCUACUAAGUGGAACAUUACUUGCCUGGCCAUCACCGUUUAUUGUAAAAAUAAUUCAAGAUGAAACCUAUAGCAUUACAGAAGCCGAAGCAUCAUAUUUCACAGUUAUCCAACCAUUAGGAAUGUGCGUAUUUUCUCCAUUUUUCGUUCCGGUUACAAACAGUAUAGGAAGAAAAAGGACUACUUUAAUAGCAGCGAUUCCUCUAAUGACCAGCUUACUUAUUAAAGCUUUCGCCAAGAAUGUUUGGUUGCUGUAUCUUUCAAGAUUUCUUGCUGGUGCAGGGGACGCUAUAGUUUUUUCUUCUUUACCAUCGUAUAUUGGAGAAAUAUCGACCCCAAAAGUUCGUGGUAUAUGGGGAAAUGUUUUUAUUUGCUCAGUGUUUUUUGGACAAUUCGUUAUGAACAUAGUCGGUAGUUACUUUAGCGUACAAAAUACUUCUUUUAUACUAUUAAUUAUACCAAUAGCAUUUCUGCUUACAUUCAGUUUUAUGCCAGAAUCUCCAUAUUUUUAUACAAUGAAAGGCAAAUAUAUUGAAGCAAAAGAAAGUCUACAGCGAUUAAGACGUACAAAAGAUGUGGAUAACGAAUUUGAAGAUAUUAAAAUAGCGGUAGAAAGGCAGAUGAAAGAAUCGGGUACUUGGAAGGAUCUCGUGACGGUGAAAGCCAAUCGGAAAGCUUUGGUUGCUUUGCUUUUUUUAAGAACUUCGCAAACUUUUACUGGAAUAUACGUUUUUGCAGCUUACACACAAUUCAUUUUCGAAAAAGCUGGCGGAAAUUUUAGCGCUCAAACUUCUGCUAUCCUUUAUACGGGACUAACUUUUCUCAUGUAUUCAAUAUCCUCUAGUUUUUCUGAUAAACUAGGAAGAAGGGUAGCUUUUAUUACCUCCAUGUUUUUGGCCAGCAUAGUUGUGUUUGCUGAAGCAACAUACUUUCUAAUAGAUAUUAAAUAUAAAAGCGUAGAUUUGAGUGACCUACAAUGGUUUCCUUUGGCCGGAAUGUUGACGUUUGUUAUAGUUUCUUCGUUUGGGGUUGGAAUCAUUCCAACAUUAAUGUACUCAGAACUUUUUUCGGCUAGCGUUAAAGCUCAAGGUAUAAGUGCAGCAACUGUAGCUUUCUCACUAAUCAGUAUUCUUGUAAAUAAUAUAUUUUAUUAUUUUAACGCGGCUACCGGUUUGUAUGGACCAUUUUUCUUAUUUGGAUGUUCUAAUGUGCUGUCUACUGCUAUAGCUUAUUUUUUGAUACCUGAAACUAAAGGUAAGACUCUAGAAGAAAUACAACAAAUGUUAAAAAAAUAAAUGAAAAGUUAAAACAGUGUUUUAUUUUUUUAUAACUCUAUAGAAUGGUGUAGAGAGAAUGAAUAAAUAAAGAAAUAAAAAAUAAAGUACGUAAAACAUGCAAUUAUCUCUAAACCCCUCUGAGCAAAUAAUAACUGAAAAAUCAAUUUCUCAUUCAACUCUACUGCUUUAAGGAUAUUCUCAAUUUUCUCAUAAAUCUUUGUAAAAGAAAAUGAACCCAAGGUGGAUGAAAUUCAAUUUUGAGUUGCAUUAAAAAUUAUUAAGUGAAAGCCACCACGGAGUUAUAGAUACUUUAGCCCUGGGAUAGAAUCUACUUAGUUAUUAUUAUUUUUUGCUUGGAAGUUCUUUAAAGUCUUUGUUUUUAGCAGGAAUUAUUAAAUUCUCCUCAACUAAAGCAGGAAUAGAAAUUUCAUAAAGGGCGAGUAAAUGUGCUUUCUCAGUUUAUUAGAUAAUACUUACACAUUUUUGAAUUUUAAACACAUUUUGAGCAGCAGUCCCCAAUUUUUUUUGCUUGCUUAAAACCGGAAUAAAUUGUAGAAACAUAUUAGUAAUAAUUAGAGCUAGGAAUAUAUGCAAAACGUCAUAUUUUGCAUAUGUUGCAUAUAUAUACAAUUUUUGAUUUUGAUUUUGUUAAUUUUCUGGCAUAUAUCUGACGUACUUAUUGGCUGGACAUAUUAAAAUUAUGAGUUUUGGACCAAAAUAAUAUUUUGUGAAAUGCCUUUACAGGUCGAUGUCCUAAAAUUUUGAAGGAUUAACUUUUCCCUGUAAUAAAUAACGGUUAAUGGUGUAGGUACUUCAGAGGAUUAAAUUAUAAACACCCUCCUUAAACCAACAAAUUUUGCUAAAUAUCCUUUCAGGUAGUUGUAUUAAUAUCUUCAAAUUUCUAAAUGACUCAGUUUACUGUCAACUUUAUUUCAGUCUUUAUUGUUGUGUUCUGUUAACCAGUGGGAAAAAUGGCAAAAUUAAUUGAGUCGUAGGUAAAAUCUGAUUCAGAUUUUGUUGUAGAAGGUGAUAAACAGGUGUUUUUUAAAACAUGUUCUAAAAUUGUGUGUAAUUUUUUAUUUUAUAUUUUAUUUUGACCUUUCACAAUGAUAAAUCAAACGACAGUAAAAUAUUAUUUCAACUCACAGUUAAAAAAAAGUAGGGCAACUUUACAACGUACGCAUUUAUUUAAUUUAAUUAAAACUUCAACAUCUACAGGAAUUUAUUUGUUUUAGAUUCCAUGUAAAAAUAAGUUUCAAAUCGACCAACACGCGAAAACGCCCUCACAUAUAGCAAAGCAGAAAUCUAAAGACACUCGCAGACCAAGUCAACUUCCCUUGAAACAAUAUUUGGAAUCUGGAUCGUCUAGAAGUGAACAAGCUUUUUUUAAUGAAGAUUUAUGCAAAGCUUUAGUGACUUUAAAUAUCCCCUUAAUACGAUUAAAUAAUCCAAAUAUCUGAUAAUUUUUGCAAAAAUACUGUAAAUUUAAUAUUCCAGAGCAAUGUAUGUUAUGCAAACGUGGUGUUGACAGUUUGUACAUUGAGACUCGUGAAAAAAUUCGUGAGAUUACCGUUGGAAAUCAUUUUUACAUUAUUGUGGAUGAAACAACAGACUCUUGUGGUCGAUAUAUAGCCCAUUUAAAGAUAGGUUCAUUACCCGAAGAAAUGCAAAUUGGUCCAUAUCUAAUCGCUUCAAAGCAAUUAGAUAAAACAAAUAACCUGACAAUAACUCGUUUUAUCCAGACAUAAUUGUCUUCUUUUUUUCUUCCGGAAGCCGUUCCAACAGAAAAAUGUUUAUUGCUGUUAUCCGAUGCUGCCCCGUACAUGGUAAAAGCCGCACAAAAUUUAAAAAUGUUUUAUGAAAUCUUAGUCCAUGUUACAUGUUUGGCUCAUGGCCUUAACAGAAAUUAGGUCUAACUUUCCUUUAAUAAAUGAUUUAAUUAGUAAUGUAAAAAAAAUAUUACUUAAAGCUCCUCUAAGAACUCAAUUGUACAAAGAAAAAUUUCCUGAAUUACAGAUGCCACCGGAACCUGUGAUUACUCGGUGAAGUACCUGGCUUAAAGCUGCCUUUUUUUGCGCAGAUAAUGAUGAAAAAAUUAAAAAAAUCAUAUUUGAUUUUGAUGAGUCGUCUAAAGGAAUAUAAUAAUGUUUUUAAAAAAUUAUGCAUUUGUACCCAAAAUUAUAUUAGAUUUAGAACAAAAAAAUUUACCUUUGGUGACUUUAAAUUUAAUUAAGACGUUUGAAUCAGAGUGUAAAAAUGUAAAAAUAUUGGAAAGACGAUUUUUCAUAAAUUUUCAAAUGUAAUUUUAAAAAAUGGAGGAUUUAUUGUUUUAAGAAACCUUGCUAAUAUUUAUUCUGGUAACUUUGAAGAUAUUAAUACUAUUCAUCCAGAUAUUUCAGGAAAAUUUAAGUUUGCACCUAUUACUUCUGUAGAUGUCGAAAGAAGACAAUCAUUUAAUACAGAUAAUUUAGAAAAACAUCUAAUUGUUCAUUCGUUUUAUAAUAAUGUUGAUUUGUAAAUAAAAUUAGUUAAUAAUUAAAUAAUUAUUAAGUAAUAUAUUAG